Molecule: messenger RNA, 419 nt
Organism: Eruca vesicaria subsp. sativa (arugula)
Lineage: Eukaryota; Viridiplantae; Streptophyta; Magnoliopsida; Brassicales; Brassicaceae
Source: the annotation of a GenBank genome assembly
AUGGGUUGGUUAGUUAAGGAAAGAAGAGGAGGUGCAUGGAAGCGAGGAUGGUUAGAGGAAACACUUUUCACGUCAUCAGCACCUCCUCUUACACUGCUUACUCUCUUUGCUAUCAUAUCUCUGCUCCUCUUUGUCUCCUCCUACCCACGUUACAGAUCCUCUUACUACGUCAGAGCAAACCAGGCCGCGUCCGUUUUUGAAGAAGGCCACUUUCCCUGGGGAAUCUUGCUUAUGCUAGUUCUUAUACUUCUUUUGGUUUCUAAACAGUCUUAUUUUCACUCCUUAUGGUACCCGACCUUGUGAUUCCAUAGUUUUUAUUAUUUUGUACGGCUUGAAGAAUGAUAAUGUUAAAAGUCUUAAGAAAAUAUUUUGUACGGCUGAAGAAUAUUCUUACAUAUAUAUGUUUUGUUGGCAAAUAA